CGUCCUGUUUUCUUUCGUUGGCCGCGCUGGAGUGGCCGCUGCUCUCGUAGGUGCUGCCGCCUCUUAGUGUGGAUUCUCGCCUGGCUCGACGAGGGCAGCGCAGUCUUUGUCCCGUUCGCUUGCGCGUCGUACCCUAGGGCGUCGGCUUUCGCGCAACCAGAAGCAUGGGCCGCGAGUCACGCCACUACCGGAAACGAUCAGCAUCACGAGGACGCUCUGGAAGUCGAUCUAGAAGUCGCUCACCCUCAGACAAAAGAAGUAAGCGUGGAGAUGACAGACGGUCUAGAAGUAGAGAUAGAGAUAGAAGAAGAGAGAGAUCUCGUAGCAGGGAUAAAAGAAGAUCUCGAUCAAGGGACAGGAAACGUUUGAGACGUUCCAGAAGUAGAGAAAGAGACAGAAGCCGAGAGCGAAGACGAUCUCGAAGUAGAGACAGGAGACGCUCAAGGAGUAGAAGCCGGGGCCGCCGAUCCCGAUCCUCCAGUCCUGGCAACAGAAGCAAGAAAGCUGAAAACAGAUCUAGGUCCAAAGAGAAAACAGAUGGUGGGGAAAGUUCUAAAGAGAAGAAAAAAGACAAAGAUGACAAGGAAGAUGAAAAAGAAAAAGAUGCUGGUAACUUUGACCAGAAUAAGCUGGAAGAAGAAAUGAGAAAGCGAAAAGAACGAGUAGAGAAAUGGCGUGAGGAGCAACGUAAAAAGGCCAUGGAAAACAUAGGAGAACUGAAAAAGGAAAUUGAGGAGAUGAAACAAGGGAAAAAAUGGAGUUUAGAGGAUGAUGAUGAUGAUGAAGAUGAUCCUGCAGAAGCUGAGAAGGAAGGAAGUGAAAUGGAGGGUGAGGAGUUAGAUCCAUUAGAUGCUUACAUGGAAGAAGUAAAAGAGGAAGUAAAAAAGUUUAACAUGAGAAGUGUGAAAGGUGGUGGUGGAAAUGAAAAGAAGUCUGGGCCAACGGUCACAAAAGUUGUCACUGUUGUGACCACGAAAAAAGCAGUUGUAGAUUCUGAUAAGAAGAAAGGUGAGCUGAUGGAGAAUGAUCAGGAUGCCAUGGAGUAUUCUUCAGAGGAAGAAGAAGUUGAUCUUCAGACGGCCCUUACAGGUUAUCAGACCAAACAAAGAAAGCUACUAGAACCAGUUGAUCAUGGAAAAAUUGAAUAUGAACCAUUCAGAAAAAACUUUUAUGUUGAAGUUCCGGAACUAGCAAAAAUGUCUCAAGAGGAGGUGAAUGUAUUUCGACUGGAAAUGGAGGGUAUUACAGUCAAAGGAAAAGGUUGUCCCAAACCAAUUAAAUCUUGGGUCCAGUGUGGAAUUUCCAUGAAGAUCUUAAAUUCCCUAAAAAAGCAUGGCUAUGAAAAGCCCACACCAAUCCAAACCCAAGCAAUUCCUGCUAUAAUGUCUGGACGAGAUUUGAUUGGCAUUGCUAAGACUGGAAGUGGAAAGACCAUUGCUUUUCUGUUGCCGAUGUUUAGACACAUCAUGGAUCAGCGGUCAUUGGAAGAGGGAGAGGGGCCAAUAGCUGUCAUCAUGACUCCAACUCGAGAACUGGCUUUACAAAUUACUAAAGAGUGUAAGAAGUUUUCAAAGACCUUGGGACUUAGAGUGGUCUGUGUUUAUGGAGGAACGGGAAUCAGUGAGCAGAUUGCUGAGCUGAAAAGAGGUGCUGAAAUUAUUGUUUGCACACCUGGUCGAAUGAUUGAUAUGUUAGCAGCUAACAGUGGCCGGGUCACAAAUCUUCGAAGAGUAACAUAUGUAGUUUUAGAUGAAGCAGACAGAAUGUUUGACAUGGGUUUUGAACCACAGGUCAUGCGAAUUGUGGAUAAUGUCCGUCCUGACCGCCAGACAGUUAUGUUUUCAGCUACUUUCCCCAGAGCCAUGGAGGCUUUGGCUCGCAGAAUCCUGAGUAAACCCAUUGAAGUGCAGGUUGGAGGCAGGAGUGUGGUUUGCUCAGAUGUGGAACAACAAGUGAUUGUGAUUGAAGAAGAAAAGAAAUUCUUGAAGUUACUUGAGCUUUUAGGUCAUUAUCAAGAAUCAGGAUCUGUCAUUAUAUUUGUGGAUAAGCAGGAACAUGCUGAUGGUCUUCUGAAGGAUUUAAUGAGGGCAUCUUAUCCUUGCAUGUCUCUUCAUGGAGGCAUUGAUCAAUAUGACAGAGAUAGCAUCAUUAAUGACUUUAAGAAUGGGACCUGCAAACUUCUUGUGGCCACCUCUGUUGCUGCCCGAGGUCUAGAUGUGAAACAUCUUAUUCUUGUAGUAAAUUAUAGCUGCCCUAACCAUUAUGAGGAUUACGUGCACAGAGCAGGACGGACUGGAAGAGCAGGCAACAAGGGUUAUGCCUACACUUUUAUCACAGAAGAUCAAGCUCGCUAUGCUGGUGACAUAAUUAAAGCUCUUGAGUUGUCAGGGACUGCAGUACCUCCUGACCUAGAGAAACUUUGGAGUGAUUUCAAAGAUCAACAGAAAGCUGAGGGGAAAAUAAUUAAAAAGAGUAGUGGGUUCUCUGGUAAGGGAUUCAAGUUUGAUGAAACAGAACAAGCUUUGGCUAAUGAGAGGAAGAAGUUACAAAAAGCGGCUCUGGGUCUGCAAGAUUCAGAUGAUGAAGAUGCUGCAGUUGAUAUUGAUGAGCAAAUUGAGAGCAUGUUUAAUUCAAAGAAGAGAGUAAAGGAUAUGGCUGCUCCUGGAACAUCAAGUGUCCCUGCUCCAACUGCAGGAAAUGCUGAGAAAUUAGAAAUUGCUAAGAGAUUGGCUCUUAGAAUCAAUGCUCAGAAGAAUUUAGGCAUCGAGUCUCAGGUAGAUGUAAUGCAACAGGCCACCAAUGCAAUUCUCAGAGGUGGCACCAUUCUGGCUCCCACUGUGUCUGCGAAGACGAUUGCAGAGCAACUUGCUGAGAAGAUCAAUGCCAAGCUCAAUUAUGUGCCUUUAGAGAAACAAGAAGAAGAGAGGCAGGAUGGUGGACAGAAUGAAUCAUUUAAGAGAUAUGAGGAAGAAUUAGAGAUUAAUGAUUUCCCGCAGACUGCUAGGUGGAAAGUUACUUCUAAGGAAGCUCUGCAGAGAAUCAGUGAAUACUCUGAAGCUGCAAUUACAAUCAGAGGAACAUACUUCCCUCCUGGCAAAGAACCUAAGGAAGGAGAGCGGAAAAUUUACUUGGCAAUUGAAAGUGCCAAUGAACUGGCAGUGCAGAAAGCAAAGGCAGAAAUCACCAGGCUCAUAAAAGAAGAACUGAUCCGGUUGCAAAAUUCAUACCAACCAACAAAUAAAGGAAGAUACAAAGUCUUAUAAAUAUCUGGAAGAAACUUUUCACCUGUGCUGGUCUGUGAUACAUGUGGCAUUUGUGUGCAGUUUACAAUGCAUUGUAAAUUAAGAUUUUUAAAAUUCUACCUUACUGAUUUUUUAAAUAUAAAACGCAAGUAUUUGCUAAGAAGUCUUCUGUGAGUAAGUACCCCUACAAUUAAUCAAAUUAUAUUUGAAGCAGGCCUGUUUUCAGAGUAUGAUGUCCUUUGAUGUACAACUUAAAUAUCACUAUUUCAAAUACCUGGAUAAUCUAGAGGUUUAAAAUGGAAAUAUUUGGACUUUGUAUAAAAGGAAUAAAGUACACAAGAUGCUAAGGGGUUCUUUAUCCUAUACUUUUCAAUGAAAUUGUGAUCAUUUCCUGGAAAAGAUAAAAUUCUCGUAUUUUAUAUCUGCCCUCCCCUUGAGUUUAACUGUUACUUCAUUCAUUAGAACAACAUAGGCUGGAGUUAAUUUAAAAAUAUUAUAACAGAAGUUUUACAAAAUAGGUUCAGAAUUUUUGUUUCAAUUUUUAUCUUCGUAAAUGGGCAAUAGGUAGUUGGACUACUUUUGGUUUUUAUAAAAUUAAAGAUUUAUAGU
This is a messenger RNA of Nycticebus coucang (slow loris), 3851 nucleotides long. It is a transcript of the gene DDX46, whose product is annotated as DEAD-box helicase 46. The record is from RefSeq and is a predicted model, not a curated record. Gene Ontology annotation, molecular function: RNA helicase activity; ATP binding; RNA binding. Gene Ontology annotation, biological process: mRNA splicing, via spliceosome. Gene Ontology annotation, cellular component: nucleus. The transcript is spliced from 23 exons. Bases 165 to 3263 code for a protein of 1032 amino acids. NCBI's taxonomy places the organism in Eukaryota, Metazoa, Chordata, Mammalia, Primates, Lorisidae.